Rangifer tarandus platyrhynchus (Svalbard reindeer) is the source of this 1479-nucleotide messenger RNA. The record is from the annotation of a GenBank genome assembly. NCBI's taxonomy places the organism in Eukaryota, Metazoa, Chordata, Mammalia, Artiodactyla, Cervidae.
AUGCCGGUGCGCGCGGGUUCCCGAGCGUGGUCCCAGGACCUAACGGGGCGCCCCCCACCUAAGGGUACCGCUCCAGACUCCACCAGUGCGGUCUCCUCUCCCUCAGAUCCGGCAACCGCAGGGAAUGACACGGGUGCCCCCAGAACCACGGCAACGGACGGGGAGGGCGAGCCCCACAGCCGUCACCAAGACGCCCGCCUGGGCAGCACCGAUAAGGAGCUGAAGUCAAGAGCCACCGCGGCGGACAGCGUCCGGACAGCGUCGGGGACCCCUCGGCAGCGGGGGCCACGGGCCGAGGUCAUGGAUGCAGCGGGCGGCUCCCGGAACCCGCUCCCAAGGCCCUGCCACGUGCUGGUGCUGUUAAAUCCGCGCGGGGGCAAGGGCAAAGCCCUGCAGCUCUUCUGGAGCCACGUGCAGCCGCUGCUGGCCCAGGCCGACGUCUCCUUCACGCUGAUGCUCACUGAGCGGCGGAACCACGCCCGGGAGCUGGUGCGCGCCGAGGACCUGCGACGCUGGGACGCGCUGGUGGUCAUGUCCGGAGACGGGCUGAUCCACGAGGUGGUGAACGGGCUCAUGGAGCGGCCUGACUGGGAGACCGCCAUCCAGAAGCCCCUGUGUAGCCUUCCAGCCGGCUCUGGCAAUGCGAUGGCCGCUUCUUUGAACCAUUACGCCGGGUACGAGCAGGUGACGAACGAAGACCUCCUGACCAACUGCACCCAGCUGCUGUGCCGCCGGCUGCUGGCGCCCAUGGACCUGCUAUCCCUGCAGACCGCCUGCGGGCAGCGCCUCUUCUCCGUGCUCAGCCUGGCGUGGGGUUUCAUCGCCGACGUGGAUCUGGAGAGCGAGAAGUUUCGGCGGCUGGGCGAGAUGCGCUUCACUCUGGGCACCUGCCUGCGCCUGGCGGCCCUGCGCACCUACCGGGGCAGCCUGGCCUACCUGCCCGCAGAAACGCUGGCCUCCAGGGGGGCACCCUCCCCGGCUCGGGCCCCGCAGGGCCCCGCGGACACCCACGUGGUGCCGCUGGAGCAGCCAGUGCCCCCUCACUGGACGGUGGUGCCCGAGCAGGACUUUGUGCUGGUGUUGGCGCUCCUGCACUCCCACCUGGCCAGUGAGCUUUUCACCGCCCCCAUGGGCCGCUGUUCGGCCGGCGCCAUGCACCUGUUCUACGUGCGCGCCGGCGUGUCCCGGGCCACGCUGCUGCGCCUCUUCCUGGCCAUGGAGAAAGGCAGGCACAUGGAGUACCACUGCCCCCACCUGGUGUACGUGCCCGUGGUCGCCUUCCGCCUGGAGCCCAAGGACGGCAAGGGUGUGUUUGCUGUGGAUGGGGAACUACUGAUCAGCGGGGCUGUCCAGGGCCAGGUUCUCCCCAACUACUUCUGGAUGGUCAGUGGCUGCAGGGAGUCCCCACCCUCUCUGAAACCGCAGCCCUCCCCCCGCAGGAAGUCUCAGCAGAGGCCGCCCCCAGCAGAGCGCCGGUGA